This is a messenger RNA of Elgaria multicarinata webbii, 1701 nucleotides long. RefSeq names its product sodium- and chloride-dependent GABA transporter 1-like. The record is from RefSeq and is a predicted model, not a curated record. The coding region runs from base 256 to 1701 and encodes 481 amino acids. Gene Ontology annotation, cellular component: plasma membrane. Gene Ontology annotation, biological process: neurotransmitter transport; sodium ion transmembrane transport. NCBI's taxonomy places the organism in Eukaryota, Metazoa, Chordata, Lepidosauria, Squamata, Anguidae. The transcript has 14 exons. Gene Ontology annotation, molecular function: gamma-aminobutyric acid:sodium:chloride symporter activity.
AAGAAGAAAAAGGAGGUCCCUGACCGAGGCUCUUGGAAAGGGAAAUUUGACUUUCUGCUCUCCUGCGUAGGAUAUGCCAUCGGCUUGGGAAAUGUUUGGCGCUUCCCUUAUCUCUGUGGCAAGAAUGGAGGAGGUGCCUUCCUGAUUCCUUAUUUUCUGACCUUGGUGUUUGCUGGGAUUCCACUUUUCCUGCUGGAGACUGCGCUUGGACAAUAUACCUCUGUCGGUGGACUUGGAGUCUGGAAAUUAGCACCCAUGUUCAAAGGAGUGGGCCUGGCUGCAGUACUUCUCUCCUUCUGGCUCAAUAUCUAUUACAUUGUCAUUAUUGCCUGGGCACUGUAUUAUCUCUUCAACUCUUUCACUGCGGACCUGCCAUGGCAGAACUGUGGAAAUAGCUGGAACACGGACAGAUGUUUUUCCAACUACUCCAUGAACGACACCACCAACCUGACCAGCGCUGUGACCGAGUUCUGGGAGAGAAAUAUGCAUCAACUCUCCGGAGGCCUGGGGGAGCCGGGUAAUAUCCGCUGGCCUUUGGCCGGCACACUCGCAUUAGCCUGGGUUCUGGUCUAUUUCUCCAUCUGGAAAGGUGUCGAGUGGACUGGAAAGGUUGUGUACUUCUCCGCUACCUACCCUUACUUCAUGUUAUUUAUUCUCUUCUUUCGUGGAGUCACCUUGCCAGGAGCCAAGGAGGGAAUCCUCUUUUACAUUACACCAGAUUUCAGCAAACUCUCCCAGUCUGAGGUCUGGAUGGAUGCAGCCACACAGAUCUUUUUCUCCUAUGGCCUAGGCCUGGGGUCUUUGAUUGCUUUAGGAAGCUAUAACAAUUUUCACAAUAAUGUCUACAGAGACUCCAUCAUCGUUUGUGCCAUAAAUUCCACCACCAGCAUUUUUGCAGGAUUUGUUAUUUUCUCCAUCGUUGGCUUCAUGGCUCACAUCACCAAGAAGUCAAUAGCCGAGUUGGCAUCCUCAGGUCCAGGACUGGCCUUCCUUGCCUACCCUCAGGUCGUCACUGAGUUGCCCAUGUCCCCUCUCUGGUCAAUUCUCUUCUUUUCAAUGUUAAUGAUGCUUGGACUUGACAGCCAGUUCUGCACUGUGGAAGGCUUCAUCACAGCUCUGAUGGAUGAGUACCCGCACGUGCUGAGAGCGAGGAAGAAAAUAUUCAUCGCCGUGGUGUGUUUCAUUUCCUACCUCAUCGGAUUCUCCAACAUCACCCAGGGUGGCAUCUAUGUUUUCAAACUGUUUGAUUAUUACUCAGCCAGCGGCAUGUGUCUCCUCUUCCUUGUCUUCUUCGAGACUGUCUCCAUCUCCUGGUGUUAUGGUGUGAACAGAUUUUACAGUAACAUCGAAGAAAUGAUUGGUUAUCAGCCAUGCGGGUGGUGGAAGAUAUGCUGGGGCUUCUUCACUCCACUUGUCUGCUUGGGGGUUUUCUUCUUCAGUGUGAUUGAAAUGACUCCCCUGAGUCUGGGGAAAUACGUUUAUCCAGCUUGGGGUCAAGGCAUUGGCUGGUCCAUGGCCCUGUCUUCUAUGAUGUUGAUCCCGGGAUAUAUGCUGUACUUUUUCUGCACUGCAAAGGGAACGGUCCGACAGCGUUUUCAACUGAUGAUCCAGCCGACGCAAGAUGUGAUCAUGAAUGCUCAGCGUAAUGGACUGCAACCGAAGGCUUCACUAAAUGGGAGCACCUCGGAGGCUGCUGUCUAG